Molecule: messenger RNA, 702 nt
Organism: Fusarium sp. VM40
Lineage: Eukaryota; Fungi; Ascomycota; Sordariomycetes; Hypocreales; Nectriaceae
Source: the annotation of a GenBank genome assembly
AUGCUAGUCAACCCUCUCAUGACUUUGAACUUUGCCACCCUGGCCGCAGCUCCAUCUCACCUCAGGUCAAACCCGACUCUACCUAAAAAUAGAGGUGGUCAAGAACUCCCUUUGCCACCUAGAGGUGUUACUCUCAAGUAUAUCGCUCUUGGUUUCGGCAUCCAGAACUACUCUUGCACCACCGGGCAGCCUGUUUCCACCGGUGCUCUGGCUAUGCUCUACGACAUUACUGACCUCUACCCGAGCCAUCGAAACCCCAAGAGUCUUUCAAUGACUAACUUCGAGCGACUUACCGCGACUGUCCUUGAGAACUUUGAAGUCCCUCUCCAUCUCGUUUCCACCGGUGGCGCAGACUCCCUUGAACCUUUCACCAAACCUGUUCCACUCGAAUUUAACGGCCAUUCCAUCCCGUUUCUUGGUCACCAUUUCUCAAAUACGAACGGAAUUCCAAUUUUUGAUCUUGGUAAACAGCGUCUCAAUGCAACUUUAAUUACCGCUGUGGAUGCUCCGGCAAAUGCCAACCCUGGCCCCGAUGAAACUGGAGCCGUUCCUUGGCUAUACAUAGGCGAUGCGGGCGAGAGUAUCGGGAUAUCUUAUGUCUACCGCGUUCUGACUGCUGGCGGUAAAUCUCAUGGCUGUACUAGUUCUGACAGUGAUGAAGACAGCACGCCUUAUGCCGCUCAAUACUGGUUCUAUGGAUGA